Gastrolobium bilobum is the source of this 2945-nucleotide messenger RNA. RefSeq lists its product as uncharacterized. Gene Ontology annotation, molecular function: CTP synthase activity; identical protein binding. The coding region runs from base 276 to 2360 and encodes 694 amino acids. The transcript is spliced from 23 exons. Lineage: Eukaryota; Viridiplantae; Streptophyta; Magnoliopsida; Fabales; Fabaceae. The record is from RefSeq and is a predicted model, not a curated record. Gene Ontology annotation, biological process: defense response; CTP biosynthetic process; pyrimidine nucleobase biosynthetic process.
CCACGAGGGGUGGGAGAGAAAGAGAGACAGAGAGAUUUGGGUUCACACCAUCUUAAACUCAUGCUCUUUUCUUACACAAUACAUUGCCCAAUAAUCCCUCUUCACACUUCCCCAUUUCUUGGUUGAUUGAGAUUUGAGGCAAUUAUUUUCAAAAUUGAGCCAGCGAAGUUCCUAAUUUUCUCACCUUCUUGUUGUGCCCAUUAACAGAAGAAGAAGCCUUUGGAUAUAACAGAAGCACCUUGAAAGCCCCGUCAUUGAAAAGCUCCAGAGGAAGAAUGAAGUACGUGUUGGUAACGGGUGGUGUUGUUAGUGGACUUGGGAAAGGAGUCACCGCUAGCAGUAUUGGGGUGCUCCUUAAGGCCUGUGGUUUUCGAGUUACUUCUAUUAAGAUUGAUCCCUACCUGAACACUGAUGCGGGGACAAUGUCUCCUUUUGAGCAUGGGGAGGUGUUUGUCUUAGAUGAUGGCGGUGAGGUUGACCUUGAUCUUGGAAACUAUGAACGUUUCUUGGACAUCAAAUUAACUCGUGACAAUAAUAUCACAACUGGGAAAAUAUAUCAGUCUGUUAUUGAGAAGGAGAGAAGAGGAGAUUAUCUAGGCAAGACUGUGCAGGUUGUUCCACACAUUACAGAUGCCAUCCAAGAGUGGAUUGAGCGUGUAGCACAUAUACCCGUUGAUGGAAAAGAAGGCCCAGCUGAUGUUUGUGUCAUUGAAUUGGGUGGAACUAUAGGGGAUAUCGAGUCUAUGCCUUUUAUUGAAGCUCUUGGCCAAUUUUCGUACCGUGUAGGCUCUGGCAACUUCUGUUUAGUUCAUGUCAGCCUGGUGCCUGUUCUCAAUGCUGUUGGUGAACAGAAAACAAAGCCAACGCAGCACAGUGUCCGUCAACUUAGAGGAUUAGGAUUGACCCCAAAUUUUCUUGCUUGUCGCAGUUCAAAGGAACUUGAUGACAAUGUCAAGGAAAAACUUGCUCAAUUUUGUCAUGUCCCGUUAUCGAACAUACUUACUCUCUAUGAUGUUCCAAAUAUUUGGCACAUUCCUUUGCUAUUAAGAGACCAGAAGGCACAUGGGACAAUCCUGAAAGCAUUAAAUAUGGGAAGUGUUGCUAUGGAGCCUAAUUUUAAGGAGUGGGUUGAUAGGACAAAAGUUUACGACUCAUUUCAUGAAUCAGUUAGAAUUGCAAUGGUGGGAAAAUAUACUGGCCUUUCAGAUGCAUAUCUUUCUGUCCUUAAGGCACUUUUGCAUGCUUCUGUUGCUCGCAAUCGUAAGCUUGUUGUGGACUGGGUUCCUGCCGGGGAUCUUGAAGAUGAUACUUUUAAGGAGGAUCCUGAUGCAUAUAAAGCUGCUUGGGGUCUUUUGAAGGGUGCUAAUGGGAUUCUAGUUCCAGGAGGUUUUGGUGAUAGAGGAGUGCAAGGGAAAAUUCUUGCUGCUAAGUAUGCUCGAGAAAAUGGUGUUCCUUACCUGGGCAUUUGCUUGGGGAUGCAAAUUGCUGUCAUUGAAUUUGCAAGAUCUGUUCUGGGUCUUCAUGAUGCUAAUAGCACAGAAUUUGAUCCUGAAGCCAAAAACCCUUGCGUCAUAUUUAUGCCAGAAGGUUCAAAGACUCAUAUGGGUGGAACUAUGCGUCUUGGUUCAAGGAGAACUUACUUUCAAGUUGCUGACUGCAAAUCGGCCAAGUUGUAUGGUAAUGCAAGCUUUAUUGAUGAGCGACAUCGGCAUAGAUACGAGGUUAAUCCUGACAUGAUAUCACAACUUGAGAAUGCUGGUCUAUCUUUUGUUGGAAAAGAUGAAACUGGGAGGCGCAUGGAGAUAAUUGAAUUGCCUAGUCAUCCUUUCUUUAUUGGUGCUCAGUUUCACCCUGAGUUCAAGUCGAGACCAGGGAAACCUUCUCCACUAUUCUCAGGCCUUGUCAUGGCACUAACUGGUAAACUUAGUGUUGAACUUGGUAUCCAUGCAUCCGCUGAUAAGUUCUUCGAUCUCUUCGCAAAGCAACUCCACCAUCUUCAAAACAUCUGUGAUAGAGUUCAUGGAACCAAGCUGCAUCAAGGUGACUGGCAUAGCAUUGGCUCGGAAAAGCACUGGACUUAUACCAUAGAUGGUAAGGUGACAACAUGUAAGGAGAAUAUUGAAUCCAUUGACGAAAGGAACAAAACAAUCACAUACAUCCUCUUCGAUGGAGAAAUCGAUCAGAACUAUAAGAUCUUUAGGCUCAUCUUGCAAGUUAUUGCUAGGAAUGAUGGCGGUGCUGUUGUUAAAUGGACUAUUGAAUAUGAGAAGACCAAUGAGGAUGUUGACCCUCCAUUUGGCUACAUGGAGUAUUUCACCAAAAGUGUUAAAGAUAUUGAUGUUCAUCUUCUCAAGGCAUAGCUCCAAAAGUUAUGAAAAAAAUAUCAAAUCAGAAAUAAUGGGUUUGGCUUGGGGAUAAGUGCUUAUCUAAAUAAUCAGUGUGAAGUUUGACAUGAAAAUUAAGGAUGUUUUCUUUUUCUGUUGAUCUUUUGUUUGCAUGGAAUAAAAUUGGAGAUGAAUGUCAUGAAGAGUGUGUUAAAUUAUAUGUUCAAAAGUUAUGUAAUUUAAAUAAAUGGACAUUCGUGCCUUAUAUUACUAUGACUAUUAUUAGUUUUUGUCCAAUGCUUUAUAUUCUUUCUGAAUUGUUUCAAAAAAAAUUUGAAACUUUAUUUUUUUUAAGUCUGAUUAGCCAAAUGUUCACCAAUUGAGGGACUGAAGCAUUAACUAUAAGUUUAGGAUACUUAAUGUCUAAUUUCCGAUUGAUCAUGAAUUUAAUAGAUUAAUAAAACUAACUGUCUAAAUGGUUGAGUAAGUAAGUAAAAUUAGGGACCAAUGAUGUUUCUAGGGUUUUUUUUUACCCUUUUACCUUUUAUUAUAUAAAAAAUAAUCAUUUUCUUUCUGUUUCAAAACUAUACCUCAAUUUGCCCAAGAGAAAAUUAAUCGAUU